Molecule: messenger RNA, 6986 nt
Organism: Nothobranchius furzeri (turquoise killifish)
Lineage: Eukaryota; Metazoa; Chordata; Actinopteri; Cyprinodontiformes; Nothobranchiidae
Gene: fam184ab
Product: family with sequence similarity 184 member Ab
Source: RefSeq, a predicted model, not a curated record
GCGUGGUGGCGCAGUUGGUGCAACAGUUUUUGGAGAACUGACAUUUGAUGAUGUCACACUAUUUCCAAAUGUUAAAAAAUCCCUUCUGAACUGGAAAUUACAUGUCUUUGUGAACUGUCACAUCUCUGUUGUGUGGCUGCCAUGGUAACCUUAAGGAGCCACUGACAUCUGUUUUAACAUUUAAAAUUGUCUUUACACACAGUAGGCCGUUUAUACAAUUGAAUUUAAGCAUUUCGUCUUAGUUUAUGUUAGAUUUUAGCCUUAACGGACUCAAGAUUUCUUUAGUAUUUUUUUAUCUCUAGUAGAUUUUUUUAGUAACAACAAACAAAUUACACAGCUUCAGUUUAAGCUUGGAGUGGACUUGUUUUGAUUUGGUUACAGCAUUAGCAUCCAAUGGGGCCAAUUAAAAGAGCAGCGCAAUGAAUUCUGGGAUAUCUAGGAGCAUAAAUUUCAUUUUCCAGCAAGCUGAAAAACACAAAAACAUGGUGAUAGACACACAGGCCCUAGAUAAUACUCCACUUGAUGUAAAUCAAAGUGAUAAAUUUAUGUUUUGCAUUUUGAUCCUAUAACAUCUGUUAGUUUUGUGACCUGUCUGUGGAACUGUUUUAAUAUAUUCUCAUAAUGAUUUUUAGGUCAGUCGUAGCAGAUUUGAAAAGGAGAUCCAUAAAUGCAUUUUUAUGUCCAGUUCAGUUGUGAAGAGGCAGUUAUUGUUCACCACUCUUCCAUUUGAGUCAAAUUAAGAUGAUUAGCAAAGUUACAAAGAUUAAUUCACUGAAUAGCAAGAUAACUUCCACUAUAUUUCAUGGUAAUCUAUUUUGUAAUUGCUGUAAUGUGCUUAGAGCAAGUAUUUAAAAAGGUCCAUAAAAUAGGUGAAAGUGUUUUUUUACUAUAGAAAAGUGGAGUUGGGGAGGUGGCUCUCCUCCAAAAGAACAGUCAUUGUUAGGGAGCAGGCAGCUCUUGGCAUUCAGGAUCACACGCUACCGAGAUUAAAGACCUGAUGGAAAUAUUUAAUUAUUUAUUGCAAAAUGAUUUCAGGUUUUGAUAUUUCUGAGCACAAUUGCUUCUCGUAACAAAGGCAGCAAUCACAAAUACGCAAAAGUACAAUAAAAGUGUAUUUAUCCUCAGCCAACACCCACCUGGCUGGUUAGAAUCAAAGCUGCAACCUUCACAUCUACUAACACGACCUGCAGGUGGACAGCAGACCAGCUGUCAAACACCCCUCAGCUCCCCAAUGUGUAAAAGGUUUCAAAUCGAACAAAGGCCAACAUAUCCCCUUACUGUGUGCCUUUUAUUCUCUCUGCCAACUCUCACUCUGUUUAACACAAAGCCAUUAAGCAGAAUGAUGAACCGUCAUGUUUGAUUAUGAGACCUGCAGGAUUUUUUCUGCUCACCAGCCAGGAUGCAGCUGGUUGACUUAUUUUCCUGAGAUAAUCCAUCUGAACAAGCAUCAGGCUGUAAUCACCAGAAGAUCAUUUGUAGAAAACCAUCCUAUUGACCUUGUUCACAUUCUUCUCUUGACUCCUGCUGUGCAGGCUCAAUCUGUGGCAGAGGCUGCAGAAGUCAGAACUACUCUGGGGAUGGUAUAAGAAACGUUAAAUGCUGCUGUGCGCAGAGCCUGUGUGAUAUAUGUGCUUUGAAAAGCCUUAAAGAAUUGUUCUUGGCUUGUUCCUGUACUUACAAAAAUCAGAGGAGUAGCAACCUUGUUUCUUCCAGUUUAAAAACAAGAGCAGUCAGAUAUGAAACAAAAACCUCACCGAGUAAUGAGACGCUUGCAGCUUUUUAAAAUCAAGCUAAUAAAGCUAUUUCUCUGUUUGAAGCUGUGGUUUACUUGCUCCAUUUCAUGUAAAAAUGAAAAUGUUUCAUCACGUUACAAUUCAGUGUCACUUCUUUUCUCUUCACAAACAACAGAGCAAAUGUUUGUGGAUGUUUGUGGUGAAAUCAAGUGAAAGCUUUCGUUCUGACAUCAGUGUGGUUACCUUCAAAAGCUUCUCUCUUUCUCUGAGUUGUUGACAUCAGCCUGCUGCAGCUGUUUCAUGCUGACGAUGCAAUCUAAAUGAAGAGUGAAUUUGUUAAUUAGCUCAUUUUAACCUCAUACUGAAGGGCUAAUCAGAGCUAGAGCUUAAAAAAUAAAUAUUUUUAGGCAAGUUUUGAACAGAACUGUAGUUAAAUAAAAAUUCUUACUCCACAUAUUUAUGUUGUAUUUCUAGGAUGUAUUUUCAUGAGCAAGAGUUUUGGGGUCUGCAUUAGGCCUCCAUAAUUCUGGGAAAAAAUGAAGCCAACACAGAAGUUGCAAAAAUUGCAGUUCCACCCUCAUCCGCUAGGGGCUGGCACCAGAAAUCCACAAAUCCUCAUUGACUUCCAUAUUAAAAAUGCCAUUUUCACAGCUGAAAUAAACAUGUUUACAGCAUGGUUAAGAAAAAAAAACAUUUUAGGUUUAAUAGAUCAGUUUACACUCUGAGGGGGGUAAUAUGUUUUUGUAACUAUUCUGUUCAAGUGGAAUUUAAUGCUUAAAUUUCUGAAUAGCUUCAGAGCCACAUGUUUUCAUAGAUAGCUCCAGGAAAAAGCUUCAGCCUGGGCCUCGGCCUCACGUUAAUUGUUGGGUUAAAGCUGAGUUAAUGGAGGUCUAAUUGGUCCACCACCACUGAGAACUAUAUCUCCCAGAAUGCACCAACAAAAAGGCGACUGAUUGCUGAUGAAAAACACCUAUGCGGGAUGGUGGCUCUCAGUCCUCGGUCAAACAGGAACAGCACAGCAAGCUCUACUCAUGAACUUUACUCUAAAGAUGCCAAUGGUUAUCUAUGCGCUGAACACAAAAAACGACGAACACGAGGCCGCCAUCGCCACGCUGAAGGAGGCGCAUGAGGAGGAGGUGCAGCAGAUCCUUUCUGAGACCAGAGAGAAGAUCCUGCAGUACAAGGGCAAAAUAAGUGAUGAGUUGGACCUGAAGAAGCGGAUCCAGUCUCUGGAAGAGUCCAUGGAGGUCCAUGAGAGGAUGAAGAGGCAGGCGCUGGCAGAGUUUGAGAGCUACCGCCAGAGGGUGGAGGACAUGCAGCUCUGCACCGAGGCGCAGCACACACAGCGCGUGGUGUCCAUGUCAAGGGAGGUGGAGGAGAUGAGACGGUCUUUUGAGGAGAAGCUGCGUACGUUUAGCCAGGCCCAGGCUCAGUUUGAGCAGGAGAAGAAGGCUGCUUUGGAGGACCUCAAGGCUCAGCACAGACAGGAGAUCCAGGAACUUCUUCGCAGCCACCAGAGUCAGAACGCAAAUUACAGCAAAGACCAGGAGAAACUGGGACAGCUCCACAAAGCUGAGGUGGAUUCCCUGACGGAGCGGGUGGAGGAGCUAAAACAAGACAAGAAGAGGCUGGUGGAGGAAUAUGAGGCCAAACUCAGCAAGGCUCAGGCCUUUUACGAGCGUGAGCUGGAGGCCAUGAAGAGAACCCAGCAGCUGACGGCCGACAACUUGCUGGCAUGGAAGCGCACCGAGGCUGAACUGAGGCGAGAGUUCCAGACUCAGGAGGCGGCGCUCCAGAAAACCCUCGGAAAGCUGAGGGCCGAACUGGCCCGGGUCACGAAUGAAGCUCGGGAAAACCGUGAGAAGUCCUACAAGCUGCAGAUGUCGCUCACCGCAGCAGAGAGCACCAACAAGGAUUUAACCAAGCAGCUGGAUGAGGUGACCCAGAACUCCGAGAUCAUAGAGAUCCGUCAGAAGGAGGCCGAGUGUGAACUGGAAGCAGCCAGAGACAGAGUUCAGCAGCAGGCGACGGAAAUACUCCUCAAAGCCAGUCAGAUCAGCAGCCUGCAGGCCACUCAGAUGACCCAAGAAGCAGCCAUCAGGGACCUGGACAACGAGCGGAGCCGACUGAAGGAUAAGGUGCUGAGGAUGGAGGAGGAGAGGGAGGCCCUGCAGAACCAGAGCCAAGCCCUGGAUGAGAGGCACAAACAGCAGAUCCAAUGCCUUGAGAAGACCCUCCGCGAAGAGAAGGUGUCCCACGAGAAGGAUGUGGACAAUGUCCGAUCCUGCUACGAGGAGGAGGCCAGCCAGCUGAAGGAGAGCCAGGCUCGAUCUCUGGAGGAGGUCACCAAGAAGCACAGAGCUAGUCUGGAGAACGCUCUGACCAACGCUGAGAAGGAUAAGAACCGCCUUCUGGCUGAGAUGGAACAGCAGUUUGAGAAGGAGCGACUCUCUCUGGAGGAGCAGAAGAUGAUUCUCAGUCAGCAGCUGGACGAGCUGAGAGAGGAGCUCACGUCCAAACUCAAAGCAGCCAAUGAGGAGGUGUCCUGGCUGCAGCAGGAGGUACAAAAAGGGGAGCAGAACUUUGGAACAGCUGAAGGGCAGAUCUCCACCCUGAAGGAGGCGCAGGAUAAACUACUGGAGGAGUUGGACGCUACCCGGGCCCGACUGAGAGAGACCAGCAACCUGCUGACCGCGCUGCAGGGGGAGCUGGAAACACAGAAACGUCAACAUGAAGCCAAACUCAUCACCACCAAAGAAGAGGAAAAGCUGAAGAUGGACAAAAUGGCUCUGGAGCUGGAGCUCAAAUGGACCGAAACACUCAGGCAGGAGUGCAAGAAGCUUCGUGAGGAGCUGAGAGAAGAGCAUGAGGAGGACAAAGCUUCAGCUUUAGCUCAGCUGGCUCAAAGUAAGGAGCAGGAGCUGAGCAACGCCAGGGAGAGCUGGCAGAGGAAGGUGGAGGACCUGCUGGAACAGAUAUCCCUGUUGAAGCAAAGUCUAGAGAUGCAGCUGUCCCAGUCCCAGUCGUCGCUGCAGCAGCUGCAGCACCAGUUUAGCCAGGAGAGGGAACACCUGAGGAUGCAGCUGGAUGAGCUGCAGACGGAGCAUCAGAGGAGGCAGCAGCGUCUGCAGGAAGCUCACCGCUGUGCCAUGCAGGACGUGGAGCACACCAGACAACGAGAUCUGAAGGAGCUGGAGGAGCAUCUCCGCCAUCAUCACCACGCAGAGCUGCAGUCGCUCAGAGAAGCCCACCGGCAGAGCAUCGAGACCCUCAAACAGCAGUCGGAACAAGAGCUGCAGACGCUUCGCUUUGAGCUGGAAGAUGAAGGCAAAGCCAUGCUAGCCUCUCUGCGAUCAGAGCUGAACCACAUCCAUGCGUCAGCCAUCGAACACCUGCGACAAACACACCACCAGGAGUCGGCUGCUGCCAAAUCUGAGCUGGAGAAAACCCUGGAGAACAACCGGACCCAGGAGCGUGGGUUACUCAGCCGGAUCUCCGAGCUGCAGGAGGAGGUUUCCAGGAGGAAAAACCACAUCGCCCAGGUGGACCACCAGAUCCACACGCUCAACGAGAACAUCAGCACCCUGACGAAGGAGCUGGAGCUGAAGGGCAAAGAGGUCCUCAAGAUCCGCAGCGAAGCUAAUCAGCAGAUCCGGGCUCACGAGCAAGAGCUGAUGAAGAGGCAUGAGAGGGAACUGGCCGAGCUGAGCGCAGCCCACAGCCGAGAGACCCAGAACAUGCUGUCAGACUUCAACAAAGCACAGGAAGUCCUCAAAGACAAGAUCUCCGCCCUUCAGAUUCUGUUGGAAGGAACAGAGGAGAAGUUUAGAAAUCGAGAGAGUCGUCCUGAGGAUCUGCAGGUGAUCGCUGAGCUGAAGGAUAUGGUCGCUGAGAGAGAAACUCUGGUCAAAAAGCUGGUGGAUGAUAAAAAGUUCUACCAGCUGGAGCUUGUCAACCGGGAGACCAACUUCAACAAAGUAUUCAAUGCCAGUCCUAAUGUAGGAGUCAUCAACCCACUCAUCAAGCAAAAGAAAAAGAAUGAGAAAGCAGCAGCCAGCAGAUUCAGCAGCUCUCAUAAUCUCAGGGCUCUGGAGGCAGCAGGUAUGGGCUUGGACGUGGUGGGUAUAGGGAGUGGGCAGCUCCCACAGCCCCCGCCCCCAGCCCCGCCCGGCCGCCUAGAGCCCAUCCCUAACUCCCCCCUCCAUCACCUUGAGCUCAACUCCAACAAACCUCUUGCCCCGCCGACCACUCCCACCGAACCCAAGAAGUUCAUGAGCCCUCUUGAGAUGAAGGAUGCCACCAUCGACCCCACCGAUGCCCAGCGCCAAGAGUGGUUCGCCCAGUACUUUUCCUUUUGAUUGACCACAAGCUUCCAAACUCAAGGAUUCAGCAUGUCAACCAAACUUUUUAAAAAUAAAUAAAAAGAAACAACAUUUUGAAAAAGAGAAAACAAUGUUGAAACUAUUUGUUAUUAUUGUCAUUGAGAAGGUUCGGGGUCAGUUCACUCCGGAUUCAGUCAGCCAACGCAGGAAUUUGAGGAUGACGUGUCAAAACGCACAGAACUUGAUGUCAUAUAUUUUCACAGAUUUCAGGAAGACUGACUUCCUGUUUGUUGACUGGGAGGAAACUGAACUGAACCCGAUCCUGAGGUCAUCAUUCUGAUCUAAUUUGAUUGUUUGAUUAUCUGAUUGUUUCACUGUGGACGAGUUUCUCUCUUAGUACAGUGACAAUGACCAUCAGUAUGUUCGAUGUUUGUUUCAUUUAAUGACUUCAUACCUUUUGUUGCUGUUUCUUGGAUCUAGGAAACGAGUGGUGCGUUCUCAUGCUGCUAAACUCCAUAGUUGGACUAAAGUGAGAAAUAAAUAUUUGUAAAGAAUUCAAUGGUAGGUUAUUGUGCUCUCUGUAGUACGUGGGUCUUCUGCACACAGCAUCUUAGAUGAGGAGGGCUGAUCUGAGACCAGUUUGCCUCCUCAUUCAUGGUGACAUUUCCAUGGAUCUGAUCCUAGAUCAGUUACGCUUCUCCGAUAGGGUCCAUGAAGUACUGCUUCUGACUUUAGGGCGACACCAUCAACACCAGUUUGUUACAGCUGCAUCUAAGUUUCAGCAGAUUUUGGUAGAAUAUUAAAACCUGUUUGUAUGGUUGUCUGUCUCAACACAGAUAUAAUGAUGUCUCACCAAUUUUAAAAACAAAAAUAGCAUUUUAUAUUUAUAAUAUAAUGUGUAUGCUUAAUAAAGAAUUAUUGUGACAUUUAA